AUGGACCCCAAAUCUGCUAGUUCGGAGGGCCUUCUGGCCUUCCUACGGAAAUUUUACCCGGAGGUGUACGCGGUCGUACCCCGGGACAUAGUGUCACAAUGCGCGUCCCAAGAGCAAUCGAGCGUAGAGGCGUCGCCCCGCUCCUGCCCGACCGUGUCUGAGUCCGGCCGAUCGUCGCCGGCUCCUAGCGAAGCUUCACAGAUGGAAGCAGAGUCCGCGGCCGAGUCUGGUCCCGAGUCCAGCUCGGAGAUAUCAGAUGACGACGGGUUCGAGACCGUCGUGUCGAAAAAACGAAAGGGGAAGCCAGUAAAGGCGUCGCCCCCUGUUAAGCGAGCUUCACUCGCAGCCCCCCCGCCUCGCGCCAAUUCCGCCGCGUCCGUUACCGCGAAAACCGCGCCAGUGACGUCAUCCGGUUCCGCGUCCACUCCCGAUGUAGCCGCGUCUGCCGCUCCCCAGGGACGUAAAAGUAGACCGCCGCCGCCGGUCAUCCUUCAAGAUAAGAAGGCGUGGGAUAGCAUCUCCGCGUGGAUGAUCGCCCACGGAGCCCCCGCUCCUGUCUCCAGACAGGUGCCGCCCAGGACGCACCCCGCGCCCGCAGGUCAUUCGUUGACCGCAGAUUUAUCUGUGGUCAUGGACUUCGUGUCCAGUUUCGACGUCCGCGAACUCAGCGUGUUCGCUAAUAAAAUCAGGAGCUCGAAUGGAGCCCCUCACGCUCGUAUGCAGGCUGUGUUGGAACACGCAGGCCUUAUUGACGCGAUAACGCGGUUUGAAGCUCCCACUUAU
This is a messenger RNA of Brenthis ino (lesser marbled fritillary), 783 nucleotides long. Lineage: Eukaryota; Metazoa; Arthropoda; Insecta; Lepidoptera; Nymphalidae. The record is from the annotation of a GenBank genome assembly.